This is a messenger RNA of Cannabis sativa, 3488 nucleotides long. Its product is annotated as kinesin-like protein KIN-7F. Lineage: Eukaryota; Viridiplantae; Streptophyta; Magnoliopsida; Rosales; Cannabaceae. The transcript is spliced from 6 exons. Bases 450 to 3317 code for a protein of 955 amino acids. The record is from RefSeq and is a predicted model, not a curated record. Gene Ontology annotation, molecular function: microtubule motor activity; ATP binding; microtubule binding. Gene Ontology annotation, biological process: microtubule-based movement.
UCCAUAAAGAUCCUUGUUAUUAUCAUAGUUGACACAAAUGACAUGUCACUCAAUAAUGACCAUUAAUCCAAUGACCAAUGAAAAAUUCAACAAAAUAUUAAUAUUGGUUUUUUGUUUACUAAGAAAAUAAUAGGCUGUUUUUUUUUGGUAUAAAUAACAAAUCCAAAUCUAAAUCAAAAGAAGAGAAGAGAGAGAAAGAGAGACAUUGUAACGACUUUCUCUCCCUUCUUCCUAUUAUUUCUCGCCAUGUUUUCUCUUCUUUCUUUUCUGGAAUGAAUCUUCUAUUACAUUUUCAUUUCAAUGAAAGUGUAUAUUUUUUCGAUAAUUUUGCGUUAAUCCAUAUUUCAAAACAGAAUCAUGAUGAUGAAAAUUUGAUGUGUGAAAGUUGAACGUAAAUUGUUCUCUUUAAUAUAUAUACAAAGGAAAAAGAAAGAGAAGAAUUAAAGACAAUGAUGAAGGGAGAAGCAUUGGUAGAGAAGGGUGCAAAUUCAGAUGAGGAAGAGAGCAUUGUAGUUUCGGUAAGGGUUAGACCAUUGAACGAAAAGGAAUUAGCCAGAAAUGAAGAAUGUGAUUGGGAAUGUAUUAGUAAUAAUACUGUUGCAAUCAAGAACAAUCUUUCUGAACGUAUUACCUUUCCGACUGCUUAUACUUUUGACAGGGUAUUUGGAUUCGACUGCACCACAAAAGAGGUAUACGAUGAAGGAGCUAAAGAAGUCAUUCUUUCAGUUCUCAAGGGUAUUAAUUCAACCCUUUUUGCCUAUGGCCAAACAAGUAGUGGAAAGACAUAUACUAUGAAUGGAGUUACCAAAUAUGCAAUAGCAGAUGUAUAUGAUUACAUUGAAAUGCAUAAAGAAAGGGAAUUUGUAUUGAAGUUCUCUGCAAUGGAGAUUUAUAAUGAAAUUGUAAGAGAUCUUCUUAGUGCAGAUGGUACUCCACUCCGACUUUUAGACGAUCCCGAGAAAGGUACUGUAGUUGAAAAACUUACUGAGGAGAUUUUAAGGGAUCAAAGUCAUUUAAAGGAGCUUCUUUCUAUAUGUGAAGCUCAAAGGAAGAUCGGAGAGACAUCACAAAACGAAACUAGCUCAAGAUCUCAUCAAAUUCUGAGAUUGACAGUUGAAAGUUCAGCUAGUGAAUUUCAACAAGCAAGACAUUCCAAUGCCCUAACAGCUAGUGCAAAUUUCGUUGAUUUAGCGGGGAGUGAGCGUGUUUCUCAAACAUUAUCGGUUGGAACAAGGUUAAAAGAAGGCAGCCAUAUAAACCGCAGUUUACUAACAUUGGGUACUGUUAUUCGAAAGCUAAGUAAAGGAAGAAAUGGUCAUGUACCUUACCGAGAUUCUAAGCUAACGCGCAUAUUACAAAACUCGUUGGGAGGCAAUGCAAGAACAGCCAUCAUUUGCACACUAAGCCCAGCGCGUAGCCACGUUGAGCAAUCGAGAAACACCCUCUUUUUCGCGAGUUGUGCUAAAGAAGUUACAACUAAUGCCAAGAUCAAUGUAGUUGUAUCAGAUAAGGCAUUGGUGAAGCAAUUGCAAAGAGAAUUGGCUAAAAUGGAGAGUGAAUUAAAGACCUUACAAUCAACUCCUGAUUCACAUGAUUCAACUGUUUUGCUAAAGCAAAAUGAGCUUUUGAUUGAGAAGAUGGAUGAAGAGAUUAAAGAAUUGAGAAAACAGCGCGAUUUUGCUGAGUCUCGAAUUGAGAGUAUGCUGCAAUCAAAAGGGUCAAAUUCAGAGUCUCAAACCCGAAAUGAAGAAGUUCUUUCCAAGCAAAACAAACUACAUCCUCUCCUCACUAUACCCGAAGAUAAGAGCGCAGAAAACUCGGUUGUGAAUGAAGAGAAUGAGUUGAAUGAAGAGGAGAAAGUGAGCUACAUUGUCACUGAUAAUUGUAGUUAUGAUGCAUUGCAACAAAAAGUUCAAGAAUUGCAAAAAACAAUUAACUCUCUUGUCAAUUAUUACCCUUCUGAGGAUUCUCCUUGUUCAUCUGAAGCUUGUAUGUCUAGCUCAAGAAGUGUUAUGUUGACUAGAAGUAGAAGUUGCAAAGCUGUUCUCACAACAACAAGUCCAUCUUUUGUUGGAUUGAAUGAGGAAGAAGAACAUAAUGAGAAAGAAUCGCCAUCACCAGCACAAAACUUUUGGUGGAAUUCCCAUAGAUCAGUUCGCAGUGCAAAUUUCGCGAAGUUGUCAAGAAAAGAUUCCAACAAUUCUAAUUUGAGCUUUUCACUUGAUAAUGUGGAUGACAUUGUUGAGAGAAAAUCACAACAUGGUAGAGGAAAAGGAAUUAAGCGAUCGAGCAAUAGUAGUCGCCAUACUAGAAGGUUAAUUAGAAACGAUUGUAAUGCUUCUAUUUUGAGCGCUUCUUUUGAACCAGACGAGUUUGAUGAAGAAGAGAGUGAUGAGAAUGAAUCUCGCGAAAGAGAAAAUGAGAUUAAGCAACACAAUGCUUCUAGAUUGAACCUUGCUCAUCAUCACAACAAUAAGAAGCUAAUUAGAAAUGAUUCUAAUGCUUCUUCUUGUUUGAGUUCGUCCUUGGAGACGAAUCAAACAAAGGAAAUUCAUCUAAGAAGAGAAAAGGGUUUGCGAGAAAAGCUUCUUAGAUCGAAAUUUGGUACUAAAACAUCAAAAAUUUCGAAAAGACACUCUCGAGCUUCAGUGCUAAGUGCUCCCGCGACAAGGAAUCAUUCUAAGGAGUCAGAUUCAGAAGAAAGUGUCCUCAACUUUAUGCAAGAAGAACUCGAGAAUCAACAAGAAGAAGAAGAAGAAGAAACCAUAAAGCACAUCAACGCGGAACCUUUGAUUACUUGGCCAUUGGAAUUUGAGAAGAGAAGACAAGAAAUCAUUGAGUUAUGGGACUUAUGUUAUGUCCCAUUAACGCAUAGAUCUUACUUCUUCCUCAUUUACAAAGGCGAGCGAUCAGAUUCUGUUUAUCUCGAGGUGGAGUUAAGAAGGCUACAUUUUCUCAAGGAUACAUUUACUAUUAAGAGUAGUAAUGUGAAGAAAGACACUCAAAUUCUAACUCGAGCUUCGAGUUUGAAGAUGCUUAAUCGCGAAAGGGAAAUGUUAAGCAAGCAAGUUCAUAAGAAGUUUCCAAGAAAAGAUAGAGAAAGUCUUUACCAAAAAUGGGGUAUUAAGCUAAAAUCAAAACAAAGGAGUUUACAAUUAGCAAAGUGUUUAUGGACUAAUACAAAUGAUAAUGAGCAUUUGAAACAAAGUGCUCUUCUUGUUGCUAAGUUGGUUGGGAUAGCAGAGCCAAACCAAGUCCCUAAAGAGAUAUUUGGACUAAGUUUCUUAUCUCAACCUAUCAAUUUUAGUCCUUACUAAAAUUUAACUAAUUGGGUUGUAAUGAUUUUUCUUCUUCUUCUUAUGAUCAAUUGUAAUUUAACAAAUUGUAAUAGUGAAACAAACCAUGAAAUUGUGAUUGUAAAUCAAAGUCACUAUAAUGUGUAUUUAUGUGUGUAGAUGAUUCAAAGAGAACAUAACAUGUGUUUUUCA